AUGGCAGAGGCUUCUAAGAAGGUGGAGAAAGAGGUGAAAGGGGUGAAAGAUCUCGAUGACUGGCUUCCCAUCACCAAAUCCAGGAAUGCAAAGUGGUGGUACUCUGCUUUCCACAAUGUCACUGCCAUGGUUGGCGCUGGAGUCCUGGGUCUCCCGUAUGCCAUGUCUCAACUUGGAUGGGGUCCUGGUGUUGCAGUGUUGGUUUUGUCAUGGAUCAUCACUCUGUACACCUUGUGGCAAAUGGUGGAAAUGCAUGAAAUGGUGGCAGGGAAGAGGUUUGACAGGUACCAUGAGUUGGGUCAACAGGCUUUCGGAGAAAAGCUUGGACUGUGGAUAGUUGUGCCCCAACAGCUGAUGGUGGAAGUUGGCGUUAACAUAGUCUACAUGAUCACAGGUGGAAAGUCCCUGAAGAAGAUGCAUGAUCUUUUGUGCACCGGCUGCAAGUCUAUUAAAACCACCUACUUCAUCAUGAUGUUUGCAUCCGUUCAUUUUGUUCUCUCCCACCUUCCCAGUUUCAAUUCCAUCACCGGCGUCUCUUUGGCCGCCGCCGUCAUGUCCUUGAGUUACUCUACAAUUGCUUGGUCAGCUUCAGCUCACAAGGGAGUUCAACCAGAUGUGAACUAUGGUCCCAAGGCAUCAACCCCUACAGGAAAUAUGUUCAACUUCUUUUCAGCCUUGGGAGAUGUAGCUUUUGCCUAUGCUGGGCACAAUGUGGUCUUGGAGAUCCAAGCAACCAUACCUUCCACACCCGAAAUGCCCUCCAAGAAACCCAUGUGGAAAGGCGUAAUCGUCGCAUAUAUCGUCGUUGCCUUGUGCUAUUUCCCGGUUUCACUGGUUGGUUAUUGGGUGUUUGGAAAUGAUGUUGAGGAUAAUAUCCUCAUGUCACUUCAGAAGCCCGUCUGGCUUGUUGCAGUUGCUAACAUGUUCGUGGUUGUUCAUGUUAUUGGAUCUUACCAGAUUUUUGCCAUUCCAGUUUUUGAUUUGCUGGAAUCAUUUUUGGUAUUGAAGAUGAAUUUCAAGCCAACUAGGUUCCUUCGUUUCAUAAUACGCAAUGCAUAUGUUGCACUUACCAUGUUCCUCGCAAUUACUUUCCCUUUCUUUGGAGGGCUUCUCAGUUUCUUUGGAGGAUUUGCUUUUGCUCCCACAACAUACUUUCUCCCUUGCAUCAUGUGGUUAGCCAUCUGUAAACCUAAGAGGUUCAGCCUUUCCUGGUUAGCAAAUUGGUUUUGCAUUAUAGUUGGAGUCAUAUUGAUGAUCUUAGCCCCUAUUGGUGCACUGAGGCAGAUCAUUCUUCAAGCCAAAGAUUUCAAAUUUUAUUCUUGAUUGUCAUUGAGAAAGGAGGAGAUCGAAAGGAGGGGCUUCAAAUGCUUUGAUCUAAAAAAUUGUACUAUUCUUUUAAUUGUGACAUUGCCAUGGCUAUUGUUGGUUUUCUUUCUUCUCCCCCUCACCCACAAGUUGUUUAUCUAG
This is a messenger RNA of Corylus avellana, 1467 nucleotides long. Its product is annotated as lysine histidine transporter 1-like. The record is from RefSeq and is a predicted model, not a curated record. NCBI's taxonomy places the organism in Eukaryota, Viridiplantae, Streptophyta, Magnoliopsida, Fagales, Betulaceae.